This is a messenger RNA of Scatophagus argus, 4518 nucleotides long. RefSeq names its product potassium voltage-gated channel, shaker-related subfamily, member 10a (gene kcna10a). Gene Ontology annotation, molecular function: delayed rectifier potassium channel activity; protein binding. Gene Ontology annotation, cellular component: membrane; voltage-gated potassium channel complex. Gene Ontology annotation, biological process: protein homooligomerization; potassium ion transmembrane transport. The transcript is spliced from 2 exons. Lineage: Eukaryota; Metazoa; Chordata; Actinopteri; Scatophagidae. Bases 486 to 2231 code for a protein of 581 amino acids. The record is from RefSeq and is a predicted model, not a curated record.
GAGAAAACGCGCCACGGCUUUGUUUGGAGGACGAAGAAAAACAGGGAUUUUGCAAGCGGGGAAUUGGCCAAAUUAAACGUAACCAUGCUGUUGUUACAUCACUGUCACAUCUGGCCCCGGGGUGAGUGGCCAGGGCAUCUCCGUCGCGCCUGCUGCCUGUGUUGUCAGCUCGGGGGGGACAUGACGAGCGUUGUGGUCAGUCGAUUCGGUGCGCACUAAUCAUGACUCCGGCGCGGCCCGGAGCGCCAAACUUUAAUCAACAACACCUGGAAGUUUGUAGGAUCGUGACGCCAUUGAAGGUGUUGGGGGAAAUAAAGAAUAGAGGAGAUUUCCACUUUUUCCUGUUCCUGUAAGUGCUGCUCAAGACUGGCUGCGCUGCUAUUCUGCUGCUGAUUCUGGCGACUGAGCCUCCUGUCUGUUCAUUUGUGUGUCUGUGAUUGUCUUAUCCUGGGCUCCAAAGACUUUACGCUGGCUGAACGGCAGCCAUGGACGUGGCCCUGGUAGAUUUUGAGAGCCUGGAUAACCUCAAUGGCAGCAUGGAAGACGAGUUGGACACUUAUGCAGAUGAAACCACAGCUCUCACAGUGGACAUACCCCCAGAGGACAGCAGCCCAAGCAGCAACUACCUUCUGCGAGCCGCUCAGCUUUCCUCUACACCCUCCCACCACAGUCAUGUGCCCGCCUGCAUGUGGGAAUCCACCUCAUCUUCACCCACUCCACAAACACGGACACUAAGAGUGCCCCAGUCUCCAUCUAUGCCAUCUCCAAGCAGGCAGGGACGCAGUAGCUGCGCCAGUAUGAUCUCCAACUGGAAAUUGCUGUUAAGCAGUGAGGGCACGAAGGAGAGCGAGACCAUCUUCAGCCGACUUGCUAAGGAGUGUUGUGAGGAUAUAUUUGUAGAUAAGCGAGGGCUUGAUGAUGGAGACCAGAAAGUCAUCAUCAACAUUGCCGGUCUUCGUUUUGAGACACAACUCAAAACUUUGGACCAGUUUCCUGAUACACUCCUAGGAGACCCUUUGAAGAGAAUGGACUACUUUGAUCCAAUGAGGAAUGAGUACUUUUUUGAUCGAAACCGACCCAGCUUUGACGGGAUCUUGUAUUACUAUCAGUCAGGGGGUAAGAUCAGACGUCCAGCUAAUGUUCCUCUGGAUGUGUUUGCAGAUGAAAUUGUUUUCUAUGAACUUGGAAAUGAGGCAAUGGAGCAGUUCAGAGAAGAUGAAGGAUUCAUAAAGGAUGUUGAGAUCCCAUUACCAGAUAAUGAUGUGUACAGGCAAUUUUGGCUGUUGUUUGAGUACCCAGAGAGCUCAAAUGCAGCUCGAGGUGUCGCACUUGUGUCUGUUUUUGUUAUUGUCAUAUCCAUCAUUAUUUUCUGCAUGGAAACGCUGCCAGAAUUCAGAGAUGACACUGACCCAAUUGUGCCGACAGCAGUACAGCCUUUCAACCAAUCUAGAGUUUACACGUCUGCGACUCCAUCUGGCGUAAAGCCCACAACUUUCUCUGAUCCUUUCUUCAUCAUUGAGACUGCCUGCAUUGCAUGGUUCUUCUUUGAGCUCUGUGUGAGAUUCUUGGUCUGUCCUAGCAAAAGAGAAUUUUUCCACAACCUCAUGAACAUGAUUGACAUCAUAUCCAUCAUCCCCUAUUUUGUCACCGUAAUUACAGAAAUGGUCACAACACCACAGGAGAGCUCAGGACAGAACAUGUCUUUGGCCAUUCUGCGUAUCAUCCGCCUGGUCAGGGUGUUUCGAAUAUUCAAACUCUCACGUCACUCCAAGGGGCUGCAGAUCCUGGGGCAGACUCUGAAGGCCAGCAUGCGCGAGCUUGGCUUGCUGAUUUUCUUCCUCUUCAUCGGAGUCAUCCUCUUCUCCAGUGCUAUUUACUUUGCUGAAGUAGAUGAGCCUAACACACAGUUUGUCAGCAUACCUGAUGGCUUCUGGUGGGCUGUGGUUACCAUGACCACCGUAGGCUAUGGGGACAUGUGUCCCAUUACCAUGGGAGGUAAAAUGGUGGGCACCUUGUGCGCCAUUGCAGGUGUGCUGACCAUUGCUUUACCUGUUCCUGUCAUUGUUUCCAACUUCAACUACUUCUACCACAGAGAGACAGAAGCAGAGGACAAAUUACCCUUGGCAGAUGCAGUUGAGCAAGCAAUGAAUGCUGAGACAGGUACCAAAGAGGGUAGCAACACCUCACUCAGUAAAGCCAAUGGCAUCUGGCAGAGUGACAAAGGGAACUAACUGUAGUAGGACACGAUUUAGAAGGAGAUAAUUUGCCAGAAAGUAGGAACGAAACAUUAAAGAAGAAAAGAGUAUAAAUAAAUGUACUAGUGUUAUUUCCCUCAUCAGAUGGUCUGUAUACACUGAUCAGCCACAACAUUAAAACCACCUGCUUAAUAUUCUGUAGGUUCCCCUUGUGCUGACAAAACAUCUCUGACCUGUCAAGAGAAGGGACACAGGACCUCUGGGGGUAUGUUGUGGUCACCACAUCACAAUGUUGGGUCCUUUGGGACCUGUACAUUCGAUAAAGUUGGGAUCUGCAGGCUGUUGUUGUAGUCCUUCAGACAUUCCUAAGCUGUUUUUGAAAUGGGAUUGGGGUGCAUUGUCCAGCUGGGAUCAUCCACAUUAUUGCCAGAACCCAAGGUUUCCCCACAAACACUGCAUUGCGAACAGAUGAUUGAUGUUAUUUACUUCACCUGUCAGUGGCGUUAAUAUUGUGGCUGAAUGGUGGAUACACAGCAUGUGCUGCACUUACCUCUUUUAUGUCUAAUGUGAAAGUAACACUUGAAAAAUAACAGAUAAGCAGGAGAAAUCAUUAUUGUUAUUAAUGUUCAAGAUUGUAUGUCAGCAUAUUUCAAGACUACUUUGUGUUAGGACUCUUUCUUUAGUGGCAUACAAACAGAAAAAAAAAUGUCAUUGUCAUAAUUCAGAAGAUCAUUAUGUAUUUUUAUUUUACAAUUUUGGUCUUAUUUUCCUUGUCUUGGCCAUUAAUCCUGCUGCUUAUAACAUUUUGGACACCAGCUUUAGUGAUUUUUUUUUACAGAUAGUUUUCUGGGGCCAUAAAACAUGGGUCUUGGACAGGUUUAAACAAAUUAAAUUUAAUGAAAGUUAAGGAGAAAAGUUGUCACAAGCUAAAAUGUUAAUAUGAUUUUAUCUGUUAACAGCAUUUCAGAGCUACAUCUUAAUUCUUCAGCUUAUGGAAAUGACCUCUCUCCUGCUGGAAUAGCUGAUGCAUCAUCAGGUUUUUAUGAUGAUUUAUAGAUUAGGAAAAUGUGAGUAACAGUUCAUGUUACUCUGAACAGCUGUGGACCUAUCUGGGUGUACCACCCAACAAACACAAUUAGACAAUUUUUCCAUCCUUUAAAACAUUGCUUGAGGCUAACGUUUUGUGGCACCCAAUUGAUGCUGCUACAGUUGGCACAUAACUGUGCCAAAUCAUCACUGAGAGGAUAGGAGUGGUGGCCAGUCUUAUGCAAAUAAGACCAAAGUUGGUAAAAAAAGCGGCAUAAACAAAAACAAAAAAUCCUGCAUUUUCCUGCAAGUGUCGUGGAUGAGUAAUUUGUGUAUAGUUUCCAGAUAAUAGUCCUCCUGUAUUUAUUUAUUUAAAAAUGUUACAUGAUUCUAUUGUACUUAUUCAUCCUCUUUGAUGAGUAGCGUGGGUAAGAAUCCUUCACUCUUGUUAGUCUAACUGACUCCACACAGUGUAUUAUAAUGGAGUGCCUUAUGUUGUGUAAAGUUGGGAUAUGAAUUUGAAUUUGCCAUACAUAAUCUUACAGUAAUAUCUAUGUUUAUCUUGCAUAUGCUCAGUAUUUUGGUUUAAAAUAUAGAAGUUGUAACCUCCCUUGUUUAUGUUAUAAACAUCAUCAUGUUUGUCCAUUAGUGAACAUCAUAUUGAGGAAGUAAACUAUUAAUUAACUAACUAUAGUUGAUGAGAACAUUAUGAAAAAAUGCUGAAAAAUUGAAGGAGAGAAGGAAGAAGCCAAAGAUAUUUGUGGAAUAAAGGGAACUCAUUGCGUUAUAAGGCAACCUGUAACAUGUAAAUUAUGCUGUAUCAGUGUAAUGUUCUGGUGGCACGUUUUAUGAUGUAUAUCUCUUUUAUAACUUGUUUUCCUAUUAUAAAAGACAUCUUGAAAAGUAGAAUUAGUGUGGUGGGAUCCUGGAUUAUGAUUAUGUUUUUCACAGAAUAGCUGCAGACUUGUGUCAUGUCUGAAACUCUGACUGAGCAUAUGAUCAAAAAUUACAUGUACGUGUAUGUGUUUGUUUGUCUGUGUGUCUGACUGUGAGCUUCAUGGUGAUGAUGACUUUACAGUAAGAUGUCAGUUUUUAUGAUAUAGUCAUCCCCUCAUCUGUAAAGUCUCUGUUGUGCAACAAGUUCAGAGGUCGACGGGCCUGAAGUGAUCACCUGCAUUGCUAUCAGUUGCAGCAGGUUUAUUACACAAGACCAUAACACUGUAUUUGUAUUUGUAUGUAUGAUAACAUUUCAGUAUAGAAUUUACUGUAAUGUAUGCAAUAUAUUCUGGGAUUUUAA